This is a messenger RNA of Peromyscus leucopus (white-footed mouse), 775 nucleotides long. RefSeq names its product cell death regulator Aven-like. The coding region runs from base 182 to 568 and encodes 128 amino acids. The transcript has 3 exons. NCBI's taxonomy places the organism in Eukaryota, Metazoa, Chordata, Mammalia, Rodentia, Cricetidae. Gene Ontology annotation, biological process: negative regulation of G2/M transition of mitotic cell cycle. The record is from RefSeq and is a predicted model, not a curated record.
UCUUUUAAAAUCCAUCUAGAACUCAGCACUCUAUGUGGAUAGUGAGUCACUGGUUCAAGCCCUUCAACAGCUGCCUCUCUCAGUCCGGCUCAACGUGGCUGCGGAGUUGAUCCAGACCACAAUUCCUCUGGAACUUCCACAGGUGAAACCAAGGAGAAAUGAUGACGGCAAGGAGCUGGGCAUGCAGUUAAGGGGGCCCAUCUCCGAGCUCAGAUCUGCUGUGGGUAGUUGUCCCAGGUCUCUGGGCAAAGACAGUUUAAGACCAAACCCUCUAGAGGGUUUGCAGAAAGCCCCCUUCCCACCACAGUCCGUGGCAGACCAUCUGGAAGAUGAACUGGACAUGCUGCUGCAUUUAGAUGCACCUGUGAAAGAGGAAGACAGAAUCUGUCUGGACCAGACAUCUCAGGACCAGGAACCAGAAAGAGAGGGGCAGGUGGCCCAGGAGGAAACAGUUCCUGAAAAACCAUCUAUGACCAGAGAGAAAAAUGUGGAACCUGAACAGACGAGCACAUCCAAAAAUGUCACUGAGGAAGAGCUGGAAGACUGGCUGGACAGCAUGAUUUCCUGAGGAGGGGGGUGAUGGAGGGAAAUGUGCCUGAAGCAAACUAAGGGUGGGCUAGUUUACCAGAACACCCCAUGCUAACAUGUACUGUUACGCUUACAGCAGCCAAUGCCUACCUCUGCUUUUGAUGGCAUCUGAAUACAUGUAUGAGGCUUGCUUGGGGCUUUGUUUUGUUGUUAUCCGGCUUAGUCACCUAAUAGAUUUCUUUAAGGA